Rhinichthys klamathensis goyatoka is the source of this 558-nucleotide messenger RNA. RefSeq names its product anaphase promoting complex subunit 15 (gene anapc15). Bases 131 to 475 code for a protein of 114 amino acids. The transcript has 5 exons. Gene Ontology annotation, cellular component: anaphase-promoting complex. The record is from RefSeq and is a predicted model, not a curated record. Lineage: Eukaryota; Metazoa; Chordata; Actinopteri; Cypriniformes; Leuciscidae. Gene Ontology annotation, biological process: regulation of mitotic cell cycle spindle assembly checkpoint.
UAUGACAGUGAGCGCUUGUAGUGAGGCGGAACUAAAGAUUGCGUUAUGGUUUUUCCGAAGGGAGGAACUUCCGGUGCAACACCAGAACUCGCCGUGUGUUUACAUUUGAACUUUCUGCGGACCUGCAGAGAUGUCCACCCUCUUCCCGUCUCUGUUCCCGCGUGUGACAGAGUCUCUGUGGUUUAAUCUGGACCGUCCGUGUGUGGAUGAAGCCGAACUACACCAACAGGAGCAACAGCACCAGACCUGGUUGCAGAACAUCUCAGAGAAAGACAACAACCUGAUGCCCAUCGGGAGGCCCAUCUUUGAGACCUUCGACGAGGAAGAGGAGGAGGAUGAUGAAGACGAGGAGGACAGCGAGGAAGACUCAGAGGAUGAUGAAGACAUGCAGGACAUGGACGACAUGAACAUCUACAACGAGUUUCCUGAUGAUGGAGAAAUUAAUGAGGUGAAUGACGUGAGUGUCGCUCACUGAUAGGUCGACAUGGAAGGAGCCGAUCAAGACCAGGACCAGUGGAUGAUCUAGACCAGAUCCAUCAAUCAGACGAUAGACUGGAG